GACUCCCUGAUAAUGACAUCAUCAUUGGUAUAAUACUCACACUGGGCUCUCACAGUUAUCUUCUGCUGAGGAGUGUGAGUCUCAUCACCAUGCGUGAGAUUGUUCAUCUUCAGAUCGGACAGUGUGGUAAUCAGAUCAGUUCAAAGUUCUGGGAAGUUAUCAGUGACGAACAUGGUAUCAGUGCAUUGGGAACCUAUGAGGGGGACAUGGACGUUCAGCUGGAGAGGGCCAGUGUCUACUUUAAUGAAGCAAAUGGUGGGAAGUAUGUCCCCCGGGCAGUGCUGGUGGAUUUGGAACCAGGAACAAUAGACAGUGUGAGGGGAAGUCACAUUGGAGGACUCUUCAGACCUGACAACUUCAUACAUGGAAAUUCUGGAGCUGGAAAUAACUGGGCAAAAGGUCACUACACAGAGGGGGCAGAGUUGGUCGAGCAAGUAGUAGACCGUGUCCGUAACGAAGCUGAAAGUUGCGACUGCCUGCAGGGCUUCCAGUUUGUUCACUCUUUGGGUGGUGGUACCGGCUCAGGCAUGGGCACCCUCCUCAUCAACAAAAUUCGUGAAGAGUUCCCAGACCGAAUCAUGAAUAGCUUUAGUGUCAUGCCCUCUCCUAAAGUCUCUGACACGGUAGUGGAGCCAUAUAAUGCCACACUGUCCGUUCACCAACUGAUUGAGAAUACAGAUGAGACAUUCUGCAUUGACAACGAAGCUCUUUAUGAUAUCUGUUUCCGUACACUCAAGCUCACCACGCCAACAUAUGGAGAUCUCAAUCAUCUUGUGUCUAUGACUAUGAGUGGGGUCACAACCUCUCUGCGCUUCCCUGGUCAGCUGAAUGCUGACCUUCGCAAGCUGGCUGUCAAUAUGGUGCCCUUUCCCCGCCUUCACUUCUUUAUGCCUGGCUUUGCUCCGCUCAUACCACGAGGAAGUCAUCAAUACCAGGCCCUCUCUGUUCCUGAACUCACCCAGCAAAUGUUUGAUGCCCGGAACAUGAUGACAGCAUGUGACCCCCGGCAUGGCCGCUACCUUACUGUUGCAGGAGUUUUUCGUGGUCGUAUGUCCACUAAAGAGGUGGAUGAACAAAUGCUUGCGGUUCAGCAGAAGAACAGCAACUACUUUGUGGAAUGGAUCCCCCACAACGUUAAAGUGGCUGUUUGUGACAUCCCACCACGCGGCCUUAAAAUGGCAUCUACCUUCAUUGGAAACAACACAGCCAUCCAAGAGAUUUUCCGGCGAGUUGGGGAGCAGUUUGCCAUGAUGUUCCGUCGCAAGGCUUUUCUGCACUGGUACACAGGAGAGGGCAUGGAUGAGAUGGAGUUCACAGAGGCUGAGAGCAACCUGAAUGAUCUAGUAUCUGAGUACCAGCAAUAUCAGGAUGCCACAGCUGAGUUGGAGUGGGAGCCAGAGGAAGAAAUUACAGAGGUAGAGGAAAAUCCGGCAACAGUAAUAAACACCAGCGUCGACAUAAAAACUGAAACCAUGAGUGAUGCUUAGUCUAGUGAACAAUUCUAGUGAAGAGGGUUGUGUUACCAAAUGUGCUAUAUCUUGAAUACUAUUUAAUAUUGAUACUAUUACUACAAUUUAUUGAUAUAAAAACAAUGGUGUGACAUUAUUCAUGUUCUUGUUUUCAUUAAAAAUAUUAAUUUCUACUUAAUAAUAACAUGAUUCUUUGUAAAGUUUGAGUUUAGCAUAUUUUGAGUCACGUUUGCAGUGUGUAAUACAGUAUGUUUCAAAACAUGUACAACCAACAUGCACCAUUCAAAACUGUUUUGAAAUAAUGUUCCAAAAUUGAGUAGAUAUAGCAUAUAAAGACAAUAAAUGUUACAUAUAUUGUUCAUUUAACAGAAAUGUUCCAUCAAUGCAUGCAUGAGAUUGUGAAAGUAAGAUGUUUAGCACAAUAAUUAUUUUUACAAUGGUGCAGAGAUACUUUGAAAUAUCUAAAAGUGUUAAGCGACUUUUUUUCUUCCUUUUUUCAGUGGAUUAAUACCUACCUUUUCAUCUUUUGUUAAAUCAGUAUACAUAUUUUCCAUUUUGAAUAGACCAAAUAUCUUAAAAUACUAAACCUGCUAAUACCCCAUGAAAGUCCGAAAGGCAACCCUAGUCUUCCAAACAGGCAGUCUGGCAGGACAUGAUUAAACUCAAGCAGCUCUGUAGAUAUUGAUAAGCAGCUCAGAAAAAGCUCCAUUAACCACAGAUGACAGUGAAAGCUACUGUAAGUGAUAUUGGCAACUUGCUAACUUCCUCUAGACUUAGCCGGUGAAAAAGAUCCCACCCUCCCUUCAGCCCCAUGCACUCCUUCCAAAGACAUGUACAUGCUCUAAGCAUGACAUAAUGAUGUUGCACUGUAACGCUGGUGAUGGUACAUGCAGGAUUUUGCCACACUUGGAUUCUAAGUUAGAAAAUUUAUUACACUGACUGAAUUGGACUAACUGAAGUGCAACUUGGAUGGAUCAAAAGUCUGCAUCUACCCCAUAACUUUUUUGUAACCAACAUUCAAGCAACUGAUACUCAUAAUUAUCCACAAGCAAUAAAAACAGUAUGAAAUCUGUAAAUAUUUUAUUUGUAAUACUGAACUUUAAUACUGACCUGCAUAAAUAAAUACUGAAUAACCAUUUGGUCUCUGACCUUGGCACAGUACUGUACAUUCCUUGUAUUCCCUACGUGAAAACACAUUAGUCACAAGCCAGGAAGAAUUAAAAACUAUCCAUCUGGUUAGAGACAAGGAACACAAUUUUUAAUUUAAAGUUUUUAUGGAUACCAAAGACUGCCAAGCAGAAACUUAGCUCCACUCUUGUGUUCAUCACAAUCGCUUAUCACAGUUGUUCCAGACAACACCCAGAUGAACUUAUCUGUGUCACCAUGUGAGCCCUAUAGACUGUGUGUCCAAAGAAAUUCUCAACUGGAUGCACUACUAAUACUAAAGAAAUUUAAUUGGUCUUUUAAUUUAAUUUAAAGAGGAAAGGCCCAGGAUUCUUACCUAAAUUAAAUUCAGAGUAGCCAAAACUGUGAGGAGGAGAAUGAACUCAUUCAGAAUGCUGCAGCUAUAAUUUUUACUAAAAUAAAUAUGCUGAUCUUCAUUUAUAAAUCUGCCAUCAGCUGCCAUUAGCUUUUUGUUUUGUUUUUCUUAAUCAGCCUUUAAAAAUUUAAAUGUUGCUGAAGAUACUAUUUAAAUAGCUCUUGAUUAUUUUUAAGCAGAUCUAUAUUUAUGUAUAAAAUGUGGUACAUAAAUAAAAAUAAUCUGUAUUUUG
This is a messenger RNA of Pangasianodon hypophthalmus (striped catfish), 3241 nucleotides long. It is a transcript of the gene tubb1, whose product is annotated as tubulin, beta 1 class VI. Gene Ontology annotation, molecular function: structural constituent of cytoskeleton; GTP binding; GTPase activity. The record is from RefSeq and is a predicted model, not a curated record. Gene Ontology annotation, biological process: mitotic cell cycle; microtubule cytoskeleton organization. Gene Ontology annotation, cellular component: microtubule; cytoplasm. The coding region runs from base 90 to 1487 and encodes 465 amino acids. The transcript has 4 exons. NCBI's taxonomy places the organism in Eukaryota, Metazoa, Chordata, Actinopteri, Siluriformes, Pangasiidae.